Molecule: messenger RNA, 488 nt
Organism: Phaethon lepturus (White-tailed tropicbird)
Lineage: Eukaryota; Metazoa; Chordata; Aves; Phaethontiformes; Phaethontidae
Gene: MRPL18
Product: mitochondrial ribosomal protein L18
Exons: 3
Biological process (GO): translation
Cellular component (GO): mitochondrion; ribosome
Molecular function (GO): structural constituent of ribosome; 5S rRNA binding
Source: RefSeq, a predicted model, not a curated record
GUCUUCGUUUUGCAUCAACUACAGCUGGUGUCAAAACUGAGACUAAAGUGGACACAAGCGAAAAUGAGAUUGUUGCCCCAGACUUCACUAACAGGAAUCCUCGGAACUUGGAGGAGUUGGCCCUGGCUAGGAAGGAGCGUGGCUGGAAGACAACGUGGCCAAAGCGUGAGUUCUGGUAUAGAUUACGGCUUGAGCGGACCCAGCAUUAUGUAGAAGCCUUCGUUGAGCGCUGUAAUGGGGAUGUUGUGGUAUCUGCCUCUACCCGGGAGUGGGCCAUAAAGAGACACCUAUACAGCCCCAAGGGAGUAACAGCAUGCAAAAACCUUGGCCGUGUAAUGGCACAGCGCUGCUUGGAAGCAGGAAUCAACUUUGUGAACUUUAAAGCCGUUAUUCCCUGGGAACGUCGUUGUGACUCGAUUCAGGAAUUUGAAAAAGCUAUGGAGGAGGGUGGUGUUGUUCUGCGUGAGCCACGAAGAAUCUAUCAGUAA